Molecule: messenger RNA, 3126 nt
Organism: Porites lobata
Lineage: Eukaryota; Metazoa; Cnidaria; Anthozoa; Scleractinia; Poritidae
Source: the annotation of a GenBank genome assembly
AACUCAUAUAUUAUUUUCCUUUUUUUUAACUUCCAAAGGACUUCAAUAAACUUUCUACUAAUGAACUUGGCUGUAGCAGAUAUGACCGUAGCCACGUUUUUUGCACCGCAAUACGUUUUGACACACGCCUUCACCCAUCCAGAUGGAUUAACUGGCACAAUACUGUGCAGACUACUGACUGGUGGAAAUUUAGGUUGGAUAGGAGCUGCUGCUUCAGUGUUCACCUUGGUUGUGACAUCAAUUGAACGAUAUUACGCAGUGCUAUAUCCUCAUGAAAACAAUGGAAGAAUUUCUAACCGCAAGCUCAAGGUAUUUUUGAUUAACUCUUAAUUAGCGCCUGUCGUGAUAAUAGAGACUGUUCCGUACACACUCUUCAGAGGGUUUAACUUAUAAAUGGCAUUAUUAAUUUUGUUUUUGCGUGUAACACCUGUCAAGUAGCAUUCUCGUUCCCAGUCUGCCUUGACGAGUUUGGGUGUGACAUUUCAUCGCGAGAGUUGACCUACGAACCAUUGAAAAACAACGGGCCGUAAAAUACAAAGUAGCAGCGCUUCGAGCGUUUUUAAAUUAAUUAUUAGUGGUACACAAUGAUAGCCUUCUUGUCUGAAUCAAAAGUCUCAGCAGACCAUAUAUACGUUUUCUUUGAUAUCAUUUCAGGUGAUUAUACCUUGUUCUUGGAUAUUUGGAGUGGUAAUCAAUAUCCCGGGGUUUAUCUGUGCGAAUUAUGUUAAGGCUGAGCAAGCUUGUGCUUAUGUGUGCCCUGAAGAAUGGAUCGGCCAGCUCUAUAGUUCCUCUUGGUGUUUGUUGAUAGCAUUUCUGCCGGUGUGUUUGAUGACUUCUUUGUACUCCCGUGUCGUGGUCACUUUGUGGUUCAAAAGUGCAAAGUCCGAUGAAAACAGCAGUCAGCAACUACAGGUGUGAAACAAUACUGACAUUAGUUCAGUUCAGUAGUAAAGUAGUGGGGGUAGUAGUAGUGGUGGUGACGGUUGUGAUGAUUAUGGUUAUGGUGAGUGGUGGUGGUGGUGGGGAUGGUGAAAGUAGUAGUUGGGGUGGAGAUGGUGGUGGUAGUAGUUGUGGUAAUGUUAGUGACUGGAGAUUGUGUUGAUGGUGGUGGUGGUGAGUUGUGGUGGCGGUGGUGUUGGUGGUAGUGAUAGUGGUACUGUAGUAGUGCUGGUCAUGGUAAUGGCGGUGGGUGGUAGUGGUGGUGGUGGUGGUGAUGGUGGCUGUGGUAGUUUUGGUGGAGGAGGUGGUGGUAGUGAUAGUGGUACUGUAGUAGUGCUGGUCAUGGUAAUGGCGGUGGGUGGUAGUGGUGGUGGUGGUGGUGAUGGCGGCUGUGGUAGUUUUGGUGGAGGAGGUGGUGGUAGUGAUAGUGGUACUGUAGUAGUGCUGGUCAUGAAAAUGGCGGUGGGUGGUAGUGGUGGUGGUGGUGGUGAUGGUGGCUGUGGUAGUUUUGAUGGAGGAGGUGGUGGUAGUGAUAGUGGUACUGUAGUAGUGCUGGUCAUGGUAAUGGCAGUGGGUGGUAGUGGUGGUGGUGGUGGUGAUGGUGGCUGUGGUAGUUUUGGUGGAGGAGGUGGUGGUAGUGAUAGUGGUACUGUAGUAGUGCUGGUCAUGGUAAUGGCGGUGGGUGGUAGUGGUGGUGGUGGUGGUGAUGGUGGCUGUGGUAGUUUUGGUGGAGGAGGGGGUGGUAGUGAUAGUGGUACUGUAGUAGUGCUGGUCAUGGUAAUAGCGGUGGGUGGUAGUGGUGGUGGUGGUGGUGAUGGUGGCUGCGUAGUUUUGGUGGAGGAGGUGGUGGUAGUAGCAGUAUUUGUUGUUGUUGGUGGUGGUGUUUUACAUAAAGUAUAAGUAAAAUGAUUUUACUUAUACUUAUAAAUUGUUGCUUACAGUUUAAUGCAGUAGUAUCGUUGCACAGAUCUGAAACGAUUUCCAAGCAAGAGACUGUUUGCUUAAACUGGAUUGCACUUGACAAAUCGAAAUUAGGGCAAUGAUUUUACCUGUUUCGCGUUAUUUCCCCCCUUUACAUAUUACUAAACUAGGCUGUAGUAUUGAGAGAUAGAAGGAUCUGAAACAGAGUCAGCAUGAACAAUUUGGUAGUAAUAGUUGUGGCGGUGGUGCCAACAGGGGACGUGACUGUGUAGUGGUACUGAUACCAUAAUGCUCGAAGUUGUGAUAAAUAUAUUACUCGUUAUAAGAGCAGCAGACAAUAUCACAUUGUGCGCAAUUACAUUAUCACAAAUCCUCUAUACCCCCCGGUCUCUAUUAAGCCCCGCACCCUCAAGCGUUCUUGAAAUACAUUAGCCCCGGCAAGGCUUAGUAGAGACCGGAUUUAUUGUCAAAAAGGGAUAACCUCAAGGGGUAUGGUUUCUGCGCCGUUACGAUCUGAAAACGGGUACAGACUUUGCCCUUUCUGGUCUUUCGAGGGAAUUAUGGGAGUGCAAGAACGUCUUUGUCGUUUCCAAAUGAGUGAGCCGGGUGAGAGCGAUAUACGAAUUCGAAAGGUAAUUUAAGGAAUCUUUUUGUUGGCGUUCUAAUCUAAGUAAUAAUGACACAAUUUCUGUCAAAGUAAACAUAAAUGGCGCGUUUGUGACCGGCCCCUGCCAAACAAAGUCUACAGGCCAGGUUUGAAAACGGGUAUGGAUUUUAGAAGCUAGGUGAGAGAACAGUGUGAAAAUGACACUUUUUGGCUUAAAUAAGGUUAGGAUUUUAAGAACUAAGCAGCACACCUCCAUCAAGAAAUCCCGGAGUAGCCCCGGGUUUACGGUAUACAAUUUGUUUUUACUUUUUUAGGGUGUGAUAAAGGUGCGAAAAAGAGUUACUUUGAUGGUCCUGAUUAUCAGUUUCAUUUUUGGGGUGUGCUGGUUAACCGACUCAGCUAAUUACGUCGCCUACUACUUUUUCUCCUAUCCUGCAUUCUUACCAUAUGCAGCAUCUAACACGAUGAUCUUGUUCAAUUCUGCUAUCAAUCCAGUGGUGUACGCCUUAGUCAACCUGAGAUUCAGGCAAAAAGUGAGGGGAAUGUUGUUCGGCAAUUGCUAUAAAGCGUCUUCCACGGUGCAUCCGUCAAGAGGAACUUACCAAAUGGAAGUUACUAACGGCCGAAUCCAAGAGACAGAUGAAGUCUGCACUGGGUGA